AUGGUGAAUCUCGCAUCAAAGUUCGCCAUCAUUGGCGUUGUUUUUGUUGGAAUUCUGUAUCAAUUUCUGUUCAAAACGUUAAUCUUCGAUGUUCUUGGCUAUGGUCGAAAGAUCAACUCGCUCAAGGACUACAGCAAUGUUCGUUGCGAGAAGAUAGAUGACCUAGGUCUGGAGGCAUGUGAAGAUAUGUGGUUACACCAAAAGACUGGAUUUCUCUACAUGGCUUGUUCUAGUAGCCAGUCACGCCAGGAAUGGCUUCCAGCGUCUGUUCACCUGACCGUAUUACCUCGACAACAACUGACAGUUUUAGCAUCGAUCACCUCAACAACACAGGUCGACUUCUAAAAGACAGAGUUGCUGUACUCGAUACCCGCGGCUCUGGUAGUGUAGCUUCGCGGCUCAAAUGGCUUUCCUUGGAGCAGUUCUCGGGCAGCAGUGGCGACCUCGCUUUGAACCUACACGGUCUUGAUAUCUUGGAAGAUAAACAUACUGAUACCUUGAGAAUACUUCUUGUCAACCAUCGCCCGCCCAUUGACCCAAGAACUGGAAACCACCUCGAUGCCACUUUAGUCGGAGCGAACUCGACCAUUGAGCAGUUUCAAACUAAGGCUGGUAGCUCGACGAUGCGUCAUGCGAGAACUUACUUCAAUGAAGCAAUUCAGACACCCAAUCGAGUUUCUUGGGUCAAUGACCAUUCUUUUGUUUUCACAAAUGAUCAUUCUGCUAAAGUUGGCCUGGUAUGUCAUCAGACGCAAUACUAACACAUCAAACUAACUUUUGCUAGCGGCGCCGACUUGAUUUGGUCAUUGGUGGCGGAAACGUUGCAUUUUGCAGCCGGAACUCUUGUAAUAUCGCCUACUCAUCAGGGUUCAAUUUCCCAAAUGGACUCGUUCGAGGUCGGGAUGGUUUGAUAUAUGUUCCAAGCACCGUGGGCAUGAAAAUUGACGUGUUUUCUCUUUCUGAAGACCACAAGCUACACUUGGUUCAUACCAUAAAAUCCCCUCUGGGCCUCGACAAUCUCUCAGUAGAUGGCGAUGGAAACAUCUUCGCAGCGGGAUUUCCUGCACUCCAUAACUGGAAUAAAGCAACCAAAGAUCCAUUCAACAUUAACCCUGAAAGCACUGUUCUCAAGAUCAGAAGAGAUGGAAAGGGAUAUCAAGGUGCAAGCAGGAAAGCGCACGUGGAAAAGUGGAAUGAUGGUAAUUACGUCGUGGAAAAAGUAUUCGAGGAUAACAAUGGUGUCCUCCCUGGUGCAACAAUCGCCAUUCAUGAUUCUGAGACGGGAAGAUUCUUUCUUGGGGGUGCUUUUUCGCCUUUUAUUACUAUUUGCGAAACAAGAUGAGAAGGACUGUACACGAGAGCAUCCAGAUUUCAAGAUUUGAUCGAUAUCGAUGGAGUAUUCCGUGCAUGCGCAACGCGAGAUGAGCGAGACGAGGAGGAGUUUUUCUUACUUUUGGCUUACUGCUGAUGUGCGAGCUGCGACUUUCUAUAUUUGAUGGAUUCAAUUUCUUCCAGCUCAACUCCUGCAAAUUUCUGACCCACUUUCAUCCGCCAACCAAAUUUGUGCUGUCGCUCGUAUCGCAGGGAUAAUUCGAUCCAAUCGACUGACAUAAUCCGUAAGAUGAAGAUGAUGAAACACGGUUGGGAUAUUCCGAUCU
Molecule: messenger RNA, 1658 nt
Organism: Hymenoscyphus albidus
Lineage: Eukaryota; Fungi; Ascomycota; Leotiomycetes; Helotiales; Helotiaceae
Source: the annotation of a GenBank genome assembly